This is a messenger RNA of Triticum turgidum subsp. durum (durum wheat), 1200 nucleotides long. Lineage: Eukaryota; Viridiplantae; Streptophyta; Magnoliopsida; Poales; Poaceae. The record is from the annotation of a GenBank genome assembly.
AUGACGGUGGCCGUUUGCCAUGUCAUGCCGGCGCUGGACGUCGCUCCUCCUCACACUCGCCUGCCGGCGCCGAUGCCACCGCCGCAGCAGCUGGACAUGUGGAGCGCCAUGCAGGCCCCAGCCAACAACGACUGCGCCAACAAGCCCGAGCCGCCGGCGAUUAAGGCCAAGGCCACUUGCCCGAUGGCGACGGUGCGGCGGUCCAUGAGCCACGAGAGCCUCAGCCUCUGCACCGAGAGCCUCGGCUGCGAGACUGGCACCCGCGGCGACUUCCUUGACCUGGCAUCCCGGCUCUACGCGCCGCCCCCGCCCCACACAACCGACGAUGCCGUCGCCGCCGACUUCUUCUCGCCGCCGGCAUUGGAUGACCAAGAGGAGGAGAAGGAUGAGGCAGCGGGCGAGCUGACACUGAAGGCGGUGCAGUACCACCGCGCCCGGCCGCAGCGCGCGUUCCCGCCACCACUGCCGUCCAUGUCUCGCCGCGGCGGUGACGACGGCGGACCGUGCCUGCGGGUGCGCCCGCACCGCCGAGACGGGCGCCUCGUGCUGGAGGCUGUGGCCGCGAAGCCCCAGGGCUACCUUCAUGCCCAGCGCCAGGAUGGCCGCCUCAAGCUCUGUUUCGUUGACUGCUCCCCUGCCUUGGGAUCUGUUCUCGACCACCAGAAGCAGAGCAUGGUGCAACAGCCACACCAAGAAGAGAUGCUGCAAGGACGCAAUAGCGUCGACGAGGAACAAGAUGUCUUCGAGGAGGAGGACGAGGAGGACGAGGUGGAGGUGGUGGACAGGGGCACGGUGGUGGAGGUGGUGGCGGCGUCCGGCAAGGCGCAGCGGUGCUCCAGGAUCGUCAUCAACAAGUUCGUGGGCGGUGCGCCAGCCGCUAGCAGCGACGACACGUCCCCGUCGCGCUGCUUUGGAGGUGGUACCGAGGACGAGGCCGCUCCGCCAGUGACGCCGGGGAUGCGCCGGGUGCCGUCGUCCACGACGGCGCUGGCGGCCGCGGUGGCCGCGGCGUCCACGGGCAUGCAGUCCGACGAGGAGGACGAGGACGAGGUCGACGAGGAGGAGAAGGAGAGCGCGGCGCUGCUGUUCACGUCGCGGGUGGGGGACAGGGAGGAGCUGGUGCAGAGCGUGCGGCGGUGCCGGCAGCUCCGCCAGAGGCCGCUCUUCAUCGUGGAGCCAUACUCCAUCAUCGCCACCUGA